AUGGAGUCGGGCGCGGACGGCUGUCUACCCGGGCCAUGCGAAGCUGAGUACAACCUCCAAAAUUUUGUGGCGCUUGCUUGUGGCGUGUCGGCUUUUGAAUGGCAUGUCUGUGGAGCUUCAAGCGCUUUGAAUUCCGGACCCGACGGUGGACGUUUGCAGCCCGAGGCGCAUGAGACAGGCAAACCUGAUGGCGUGCCGGAAAUUGUGACUUUGCUGUUUGUUGGAGCCACAGCAAGCUCUGCGCCAAGAUAG
Molecule: messenger RNA, 252 nt
Organism: Akanthomyces muscarius
Lineage: Eukaryota; Fungi; Ascomycota; Sordariomycetes; Hypocreales; Cordycipitaceae
Exons: 2
Coding region: 1-252 (83 amino acids)
Source: RefSeq, a predicted model, not a curated record